Molecule: messenger RNA, 1364 nt
Organism: Xiphias gladius (swordfish)
Lineage: Eukaryota; Metazoa; Chordata; Actinopteri; Istiophoriformes; Xiphiidae
Gene: gpr146
Product: G protein-coupled receptor 146
Exons: 2
Coding region: 283-1284 (333 amino acids)
Biological process (GO): G protein-coupled receptor signaling pathway
Cellular component (GO): membrane
Molecular function (GO): G protein-coupled receptor activity
Source: RefSeq, a predicted model, not a curated record
CGGCCCCCUUUUCAGAACAAGCCUCGUCCGGAAAGUUGAUAGAUGAGGAGCGAGCCAACUGAAAUGCAGCAGAUCGGUUCUUUCCGCCGCGUCGGGGCUUUAUGAGCGCGGGGAGAGCCGCAGCGCGCAUUUGAGGAUGUCUGUUUGUCAGAUGAAACGACUGAGAAAUGCCAGCGGAAAUGCCGAAUCGAAACCCAAUGCCUCCGCAGGUUUGUCACCGAGCCAGAUCUAUACGUCUCCGUCGACCUGUUGAGAGUGCUUGACCUGCGUCAGAGCCCAGCGAUGUGGAUCUGCAUGGUUCACAAUGAGACGGACACCAGCGUGGACUUCCGGCUCUGCCAGGACUUUGGCCUCAUCCUGUCAGUCUUCUCCCUCAUCUACCUCCUGGUGUGCUUCCCGCUGGGGCUAUGCUACAAUAUACUGUUGGUCGUGGUGAACCUCUCCAACAAGGUGUCCAUGACCAUGCCAGACGUCUAUUUCGUCAACAUGGCCAUUGCAGGCCUUGUGCUCAACGUGGUGGCGCCCGUGGAGCUGCUGAGCUCCACCUUCACCCGCUGGCAUGCUUGGGAGUACAACAACGAGGUCUAUAUCACCCUGCUCAUCCUCUUCAACAUCUCAUCUCUGGUGAUCAUGUAUUCCACCACGCUGCUCAGUCUGGACUACUACAUAGAGCGGGCGCUGCCUCGUACAUACAUGUCCAGUGUGUAUAACACCAAACAUGUGUGUGGGUUCAUCUGGGGCGGCGCAGUGCUCACCAGCUUCUCUUCGCUGCUCUUUUACGUGUGCAACCACAUCUCCACGAAGAUGGUUGAGUGCUCCAAAAUGCAGAACAAGGAGGCAGCAGACGCCAUCAUGAUGUUCAUCGGCUACGUGGUUCCAGCUGUGGCUGUUCUUUAUGCCUUUGUGCUCAUUUUGCGCAUUAGGAAGGAGUCCACACCUCUGGAUCAGGACUCCGCUCGCCUCGACCCCUCUAUCCACAGGUUGCUGCUAGCCUCAGUAUGUGUACAGUUUGUACUGUGGACCCCGUUCUAUAUGACCCUGUUGGUACACACUGUAGCCGGUGCACUAGGGUUCGUUAGCAACGCACAUUACUUAUCUACCUAUUAUUUCUUGAGAAAUGUGUCUAAACUGCUGGCUUUCUCUAGCAGUUUUGCGAUGCCUCUCAUGUACAGGCAGAUGAACAAAAACUUCUCCAACAAGCUUCAGCGGCUGCUCAGGAGGCUGCACUGCGGAGACCAGUCCUGCCCUCAUGAACGCUCAACAGUGCAGCAAGUGGUGACGUGAGAUCACCCCGAGGAAGAUCAAUGAUGCCCUUCCCACCCCCGCAUUUCCAGCUCAUGGCCUAGCCGGCACUUAUACCCCCC